Cladocopium goreaui is the source of this 2154-nucleotide messenger RNA. The record is from the annotation of a GenBank genome assembly. Lineage: Eukaryota; Dinophyceae; Suessiales; Symbiodiniaceae.
AUGUCUGGCGGCGUUGGUAAUGGUGCUGGUGUGGCAGUACCGGCAUCUGAUAAAGAUCAAGAUCCACUCGGAGCGAGUGGUGGGGAUGAACCGAGUGAAGGUCACAUGAAUGCAGCAGACAUGGCUGCCUUUCGACGCUUCCAGAGGUUUUUGAGGACAGAAGAGGCGACGGGUUCGCCACCGGCACAUCGUGGAAGACGACGACGUCGCGACGACGAUGAGGACGAAGAGGAGGAAGGGCGUGCACCUUUUGAGCACUACAAGCACCUUGCCAAGGAUGCAGCAUGGUUGGCAGAUUCCAGAAAUGCAGAACUUCUUCGGGAAGAUAUGAACCGUCCAGAAAACUAUGGUGAUGACAGGCAAGAACACCUUCUUACCUCUCUCUCUCGGGUAACCUACCAUUUGCGUAGGGGAAAAACCGAGACAUGGCGCGAAUUCUUCGCGCGGUGGGAUACCGCACUGCGGAAGAUCUCCGAGCACAAGGUGGUCUUGCCCGAGGAUUACCAGGGAUUUCUUUUAAUCAACGGCUUGCAGCUGUCAGAGGCCGAAACACGGGCCAUGUUGGACUUCACUCAUGGAUGUAUUCGACCUACAUCGGUGAAGGAAUGGUUGCGGAAGAAUGAGACAAAACUAUCUGCAGCUGAACUUGGUGCUGAUCGGAAGAAACCCAAUGGAGUGAUGCUCACCGAGACGCUGGACGAUGGAGAUGAUCUGGAAGAGAACGAGGUUGACGAGGAGAUUAACGAGUUGGAGGCCUAUUUGGUGGACUACCAGCAGAACCAGGAGAUGGAUCCCGAGGAGAUUCUCGACGAGAACGAAGCGGCGGAAAUCCUGGCGACAGUCCUCCAACAGAAGCGCUCCUACAAGCAGGCUCUGAAACUUCGGAAGGAGAAGGAACUCAGCCGAGGCUAUGGAAAGGGUUCCAAUGUACCUUUCUCAGGAGGAAAGGGUCGAGGGAAGCACAGUGGCUCCAAUCGUUACAAUGUCUCCAUCGAGGAGGUACGAAAACGAACCAGAUGUUGGAACUGCAAUCAAGUUGGACAUCGAGCUGCUGAAUGUGUUCAGCCUGCAAAGCGUGAGAGCAAUGACGGGAACAAGGUGAAUGCAGCCCAUCACUUGGAAAAGUUGGCGGACACGAACGAAGCCUUCUUCGUCGGUAGCCUGACCCUUGAGCCAGACUUGACAACACCUGUAAAUAGCCAGGUAGAUUUUGCAUCUGAGCCCAAUAGCUGGCUUCAGGACAUUGCACAGUCCGAGAUUUGUGAGGAUUACAAGGUACGAUUUUACGACCUGCAGUUUUUGAAGGCAAAGCAAGUGAACCUCCUUCAACGCAGCCCGGCAGAAGCUGAUGGCCCUGGUGAUCCCAUGAACUACUACCUCGAGAACAUGAUGCAGGCGUCCAACAACAACCGGCGCCUCGUCAAGAAGAUGGUCAACAGCCUGAACAUGGAGGACUUGAUCUUCAUGCGCGAGUUGGUGAAUGCCCAGAUCCACAAGAUGCAGUUGGAGUACGACGAGGAGGACAGCGGAAGCUUCUCUCUGGUUCCUUCGACAUCGGGGAAACGCCCAGAAAGUCCACCACCGAGCCGCGGCUAUCGCCAGAGAUCCAGUGCGUCUUCGGCAGCACCUACGGAAGUCAGUGUGACAACACAGAAGAGAGGCGAAGCCAAGGUGGGGGAUGUCCAUGGCCUGGAGGUGAUCUACGGAGACAACCCGUCAUGCCAUUGUGGUCUGAUGGGACGACUUCACCUGGCACAGACGGAGGGUCCGAACUUCGACCGGACUUUCUACCGGUGCCCACGCCCAAUCGGGAACCAAUGCCGAUUCUUCAUGUGGACGACACAACAGCCGUUCCACGACGUGACCAGCUGGAAGUACCAGGAUCAAGGCCAAGGCAGGACACCUCCUGCAGAAGCUCUUCAGCUGAUGGUUCAGGAGAAGUGCACUCAUCCCAAAAAGACACGUCAAGGAACAAAUGGCCUGGAGGAACGCAAGACCUGCAAGAUCUGCCGCAAGAUCCUCAAGCAGGAGCCCAAGCACGGAGUCGGGUCCAAGGCCAAGAACAACCAAUCCGGGACUUCAUCAACGGCAUCAGCAGAGGAGAUGCUCGAGUUCCAGAAGUUUCUGACGUGGCGCAGGGGAGGCGAGAAGUGA